Molecule: messenger RNA, 1024 nt
Organism: Glycine soja
Lineage: Eukaryota; Viridiplantae; Streptophyta; Magnoliopsida; Fabales; Fabaceae
Exons: 2
Coding region: 163-816 (217 amino acids)
Source: RefSeq, a predicted model, not a curated record
UGGCUUCAAAAGCACAAUUCAUCGUUCCCUUGAGCUAAUAAUUUUGCACUUAUAUUCCUGCCUUUACUUGGAUUCUGUCGCAAAAGGCAAAUACAUAGCAUCUUGAGCAGUUGAGCAAUUGAGCUAUCAUACAAAAGCAAGCGAAGGUAGAAGAGAUCAGUUAUGAUGAGCAAUUCCAAACAAAAGAAGAAAUUGAAGGCACACAAGAAAAAGGAUGAAUGGUUGAAGGACAUGAGGGGUAACCUAAGUUUGCUGGCUACCGUAAUUGCAACUAUGACCUUUCAGAGUGCUAUUAAUCCACCAGGUGGCAUUAGGCCAGCAAGUGAAACUGGAGAAAUCACAUGUCCAGAUACAAGCAAAAACAUUACGGUUCCAUGCCCUGGAGAAGCUGUCCUAUCUGUUCUUAAAGCAGACACCUACAACAGCUUCCUUUAUUGUAACACAAUAUGUUUUGCUUCAUCUUUAGCUGUUUGUCUCUUGCUUGUGAGUGGACUCCCUCUUAAUAACCGAUUCUUCAUCUGGUUCUUCUCAAUAUGCAUGUGCAUCACCCUCACUGCCCUCACCCUUACCUACUUAUAUGGUUUGCAAAUGGUCACCCCAAACGACGUUUGGGAUAAUUCAUUAUUCAGCAUGGUUGGAGUCGUUAUUUUUAUUUGGAUCAUACUUCUAGGAAUCGUCGUAAUUUUCCUCUCCCUACGCCUACUUUUUUGGAUUGUCACUAAAUGCCGGAAUAAAAAACAAACUGAACAAGGAGAAGAUCAAAACCAAAGUAAACAAGAAGAUCCAAAACAAAGUACAGGAGAAGAUGCAACCUAGUUCUGCUCAUCCAUCAGGCCAUGCAUCGCAUAUCAACCUUCCUUACUUGUGGACUAUUUUACAUUGUUAAGCAAUAUUAUUAAUCAUACAUAAAUAAACAAAUUUGUCUUUAGUGUACGUCUCAUAGCAGAUUUGAUUUUUCAACUUUCAUAUUAUUGUAUAAUGCUUUGUUGGGUAUAUAAAUAAUUUUGUAGUUUUGAACUCUGUA